CGUCUACGUAGAACUACAAUGCCCAGGGAAAUGCGGUCUCCGCUGUAGAAGAAACUACAUUUCCCAGAAGCCCUAGGCUGCGGAAUAGCUGGAAACUGACGGCGUGCUGCGGCUGAACAUGGCUUUCUCGGUCGGAUCGGUCGGUUGCCUUUUGGGCCCCGUCAGUAGGUCAGCGGGGCUGCUGGGUGGCAGGUGGCUCCAGGGUCCCCGGGCCUGGCUGGGGCUCCCCGACACCCGAAGACUCCCCGCCAUUCAGCAGACCAGGGGCAGGACGCGCGGGAACGAGUAUCAGCCAAGCAACAUCAAACGCAAGAAUAAGCAUGGUUGGAUCCGGCGCUUGAGCACGCCAAACGGCGUCCAGGUCAUUCUUCGCCGCAUGCACAAGGGUCGAAAAUCAUUGAGCCACUGAGGAGCGCGACGUGGCGGCUGGAUCUCCCCAUUAAAGCAUUUCCCUCGCUUAGUCUGCGGCUGUUUUUGUGGAGAGCUGGGGAGCAAAGAGUCGGACACGACUGAGCGACUGAACUGAACCGGGGAGCAGGGACUACGGGGACGGACAUGAAUCCUCCUCUAGGCUUCGGGAAGAGGGAAUGGGAAGUCAGACCUUGCCAGAGUGCCUUUUUACGCUCUUGAAUUAGGAAGACUUUGGAGCAAUAGUCCACAGAUGGUACAGCGAACACUUUUGUAACCCAGUACAUAGCUGUAUUCACAACUCGUCCUGCCCUCUCCUGUGAGGCAGAUCUAAAUAUUUCAGAAUGCACCUCUCUAAAAUAAGGUUCCAUUAAUACAUAUUAACAAAACUUUUCUCAGCUUAAAAAAAGUCAACAAUUCCUUUAUGUUGUUAAAAGUCUAAUAAAUGUUCAAAUUUUCA
This is a messenger RNA of Bubalus bubalis (water buffalo), 868 nucleotides long. RefSeq names its product mitochondrial ribosomal protein L34 (gene MRPL34). NCBI's taxonomy places the organism in Eukaryota, Metazoa, Chordata, Mammalia, Artiodactyla, Bovidae. Gene Ontology annotation, molecular function: structural constituent of ribosome. The transcript is spliced from 2 exons. Gene Ontology annotation, biological process: translation. Gene Ontology annotation, cellular component: mitochondrial large ribosomal subunit; ribosome. Bases 119 to 409 code for a protein of 96 amino acids. The record is from RefSeq and is a predicted model, not a curated record.